Molecule: messenger RNA, 391 nt
Organism: Linum tenue
Lineage: Eukaryota; Viridiplantae; Streptophyta; Magnoliopsida; Malpighiales; Linaceae
Source: the annotation of a GenBank genome assembly
AUGUCCAAAAGGGAACAAAUGAAACUCACAAUCGCAAACCACGAUUUGCACCACCCGGCCCAUUCAGCAGCCGGCAAGGCUCUACCACCUGCCUCUAGCAUUCGUUCUUUCAUCAAGUUCGGAACGAACUAUUCCGGCAACGGCAAAGCAUUUCGCACUUCUACGGUAGAAGUUCUACACAGCCAGAUGCAGAAUAUCACCCAGAAGUGUAACUCCCAUGGCAACAGAUACAAUCAUCGCGAAUGGUUUGAACGACGACACAAAUACUGGCCCUUUGAGCCGCAACACCCAUGCGUCAACGCCAUUGCUCAAGCACGAUCCAAGCACUCCCUAAUCGAACAUGCAAAGGUUUAAAAAAGGCAUAGUCUUGAUACUGCCCAUUUGGUGAUGA